Messenger RNA from Musa acuminata AAA Group (dessert banana), 1310 nucleotides. Its product is annotated as protein OXIDATIVE STRESS 3 LIKE 4-like. The record is from RefSeq and is a predicted model, not a curated record. NCBI's taxonomy places the organism in Eukaryota, Viridiplantae, Streptophyta, Magnoliopsida, Zingiberales, Musaceae. The transcript is spliced from 2 exons. Bases 550 to 1233 code for a protein of 227 amino acids.
CAGUGAUUGGAUGCUGAUCAUGAAAGCGAAGAGUGGCAAAUAGCGUAGUUGUCGAGCGUGAUCAUCUUUCUCUCGAUUAUUUCAUGUUCUUUGACCAUCGGAGUCACGUACGCGGACAGUAUACAUUCUCCUGUCUGCAUCAGAGAGGGAGAAGAAGCCGACCGGUUCGUGUUCCCGUGGGGUUUCAGGUGGCACGCCCUAUUUGUUGUGUGUGGUGUCGACGGUCGUGUCUUUUGUCGUGGACGCAGGCACGUUUUGCAGUCGUGUUUGAACGUGUCAAGCCCGGUCACCUUAUCUUCCGCGUCCUUACUUCCAUUUCUUUAUAUGCUCUCUCCUCUUCUCUCUGUCGCUUCUCUUUUCAUCUCUUGGGGACACCAACCACCAAAGAUUUAGCACAAGGAAACGCCCAGCUGAGUUGGGAUCUUGGAGUAGCUUGCUUUCUGUCUGGCUCCCUCGCCGCCGAUCCGGCGAUUGAUGACAACAGCGUCGCCGGGGCUCAACAGAAGGCUCUAGAGAGGAGGAGGAGGAGGAAAGAACAGGAAGGAGCGGAUGUCUUCCCUCUUGCUGUCCAACGUGCUGCGGUACCACCGCGGCGAGCAGCAGGAGAAGGUGGAGGAGGAAGGAAAGGCGGUGGGGAAGAGUAAUGGGUUCCGUUUGGGUAGCAGAGAAGAGGCGGAGGCGUCGUCGGACAGCUCCUCCAUCGGCGCCGCCUCAACUUUGUCGUCGGACAGGAACGGCUCAGACCAUGGCGGCGAGGAGGAGGAGGAAGAGGAAGAGGUGGAGAGCAAGAGAAAAGAUGGGGCUUUGGGGUCCUUGGAUUCCUUGGAAGACUCACUUCCCAUAAAGCGAGGGCUAUCCAACUUCUUCUCGGGGAAGUCCAAAUCCUUCGCGAGCUUGUCAGAUGUGGUCAACGCGAGCACCAACGACAUCGUGAAGCCCGAAAACCCCUUCAACAAGCGCAGGAGGGUCCUGAUGAUGAGCAAGAUGAGGCGAGCCUCCUGCAGCUCCCUCGUCUGCCCACCAUUGCCACCACUCUCGGCCCCAGCUCACACUGUGGCGGAAGCAGAGGAGGACGAAGAGGAGGAAGAAGACGAAGAAAAGGAGAAACAUGGUGGAAGAUCACCUCCCUCCAUGGGUCCCUUUCCCCGCCAUGGCAACAGCAGCAGCAUGAGGAGGAACAAGGCUUUCAGGUCUCCAAGAUCCUUCUCCCUCUCUGAUCUCCAACAUGUCUAACUGUAUGUAGUAAAUCAAACUCGAAGAAAUGGUACAUGUUAUUAAUGGAGAUUAAUAUAUUAAAUAGCUUUACAUGA